AUGAAAGAUAAGCAGUCAGUGAAGAGUAGCAUCCCCCAGAGGGUGCUCAGUGAGCCGACCCUCAUCACGGCUGGGCCCUAUAGGAAGGCCCCGAGUUGGUCGAUGACGAGGCGGCCUCCACAUCAGAACAAGUCGGCAAGUCAGCGAUCCCCUGGUCCGGCAGCAUAUACAUUACAGUCGACUAUGAUGGAGGGAUGUACCAAAGGAGGCUUCGGUAGCAAAACCGCUAGCCGUUUUACUACCACACCUUUGCGACAUCGUAACCCCGGCCCGACUGACUACACCCCAAAACUAGCUGCAGAGGCACGAGUUUUCAACCCCAGUUCAAAGCUGUACACCCUACCAGCGGCCGGACGUAAUGCUGCUAAUCACACGCCAGGCAAUGACUCUCCCGGUCCGGCACACUACUUGCACAGUCAUAAAAACAUUGGAACCGACACGAGGAGGGCCGGCUUCGGCUGGGCUGUUGGCCCUGGUAUGGGCCAUCAUGACCUCUCACUGAGGUCUCAUAAACCAGGACCAGACCAAUACACCAUCAAGAGUAUCUUCGAACGCAAUAUAGAUGCAAAGAGAGGUGCCGGCAUUGGGUACGGCCCUAGGGGGCGAGGAAUGCUCGGGGGCCUCGACAACUCAGGUCCUGGUCCCGGCGGAUACGAGCAAACUAGGGAGAUACCGGGCCCGAAGUGGAGUAUGGGUCGUAGGAUGGAAUACGAGAGGGAUUUCUGGAAGGGCCUCGAGCCGAGCCCGUUGGCAUACUCUUUCACCCAGUUCGAGAGUAAACGGAAACACUAA
Messenger RNA from Perkinsus marinus ATCC 50983, 792 nucleotides. RefSeq lists its product as hypothetical. The transcript is spliced from 6 exons. NCBI's taxonomy places the organism in Eukaryota, Perkinsozoa, Perkinsida, Perkinsidae. The record is from RefSeq and is a predicted model, not a curated record. Bases 1 to 792 code for a protein of 263 amino acids.